Salvia splendens (bonfire salvia) is the source of this 1533-nucleotide messenger RNA. RefSeq lists its product as uncharacterized. The transcript has 5 exons. Bases 1 to 1533 code for a protein of 510 amino acids. NCBI's taxonomy places the organism in Eukaryota, Viridiplantae, Streptophyta, Magnoliopsida, Lamiales, Lamiaceae. The record is from RefSeq and is a predicted model, not a curated record.
AUGGGUGUUAUAUUGCCUUCCAGUUUUGUUGUUGGUGCCCGAUGGAUUGGAUAUCCAAAUCUUUUUAUAACAUUUACCUGCAAUCCUAAGUGGCCUGAGAUUCAGAGGUUUGUUAGGUCUAGGGUUCUAAAAUCAGAUGAUCGUCCUGAUAUCGUUAGUAGGAUGUUUAAAGUGAAGUUGGAUGGUUUCAUAAGGGAUGUGAAGACUAAGAAAAUAUUUGGAGCCAUUAAAGCAGUUAUUUACACCAUUGAGUUUCAGAAAGGAACUUAUGAUGCAUGGUUCGUGUGGUGUGGUUUAAAAUCAUCCCAUUGCAUGCGUGAUGGACGUUGUACUAUGUAUUAUCCGAAGAAAUUUGUUUCUGAUACAGUAUUUAAUGAUGAUGGUUAUCCCAUUUAUAGGCGUAGAGAUAAUGGUCGGGUUGUGUUGAAGGAUGGUGUUUCUUUGGAUAACAGAUAUGUUGUGCCUCACAAUCAUUUUCUCCUUGUGAAAUAUGGUGGUCAUAUUAAUGUCGAGUGGUGCAAUCAGUCCCGUUCAAUCAAGUAUUUGUUCAAAUAUGUACAUAAGGGUUAUGAUAGGGUGAGGACUUCUUUUUUCCAAUCUGGUGUUGAUGGUGCUGAAAAGAAUUUGGAUGAAGUUAGUUUGUAUUAUGAUUGUAGAUAUGUAUUUUCAUGUGAAGCUGGUUGGAGAACUUUUGGAUUUGAGAUUCAAUACAAGGAUCCUUCUGUUGAACGGUUGAGUUUUCAUCUCUCUAAUGAACAUCAUGUCAUUUUUUAUGAAGCCGAUUCUUUAGAUAACGUCUUCAAUCGUAGGACGAUUCAUGAGAGUAAGUUCUUAGGUUGGAUGGAGGCAAAUAAGUUAUAUUCUGAAGGUAGAAAUUUGACAUAUGGUGAAUUUCCAACCAAGUUUGUAUGGAAGAAGGAUCAUUGGCAACCUAGAAAACAACGUUAUUCGGUUGGGAGGUUAUUUUAUGUUGCUCCCGGAUCUGGUGAUAUGUAUUACUUGAGAUGUUUGUUGAAUAUUGUUAAGAGAGCUAAAUGUUAUGAGGAUCUUAGAUUUGUUAAUGGUGUUCAGUGUGAUUCAUUUAGAGAUGCAUGCUUCGCUUUAGGAUUGUUGGAUGACAAUAAGGAGUAUAUUGAUGGAAUUGUUGAGGCUUCUUUUUGGUCGUCUGCUCAUUCACUGAGAUUGCAAUUUGUAAGUCUGUUGUCAUCAGAAUCUGUAUCUCGACUGGAUGUUUUAUGGAAAAAGUAUUGGAAACAUUUAUCUGAUGAUGUUGUUUAUAAUCAAAGAAAAUUAAGGAAUCGACCAGAUUUGGUGCUGAGCGAUGAUGAAAUUCAUAAUAUUGUGUUAGCCGAUGUUGAGAAAUUAUUAAUGAACGUUGGUAAAAGUUUGCAUGACUACCAUGGUAUGCCGUAUCCAGAACCACAGUAUUUUGAAACAUUUCAAAAUACUUUGAUCAGUGAUGAGUUGUCAUACGAUCGUGAUGCUUUAGGAAGAGAACACUUGGAAUUUCUAUCAAAGUUUACAGAUGAGUAA